UAUGUGCAUAAAGUAAAUAUUUGUUACUUUCUACUUCUAGGUCCACUGUCCUUCUUUCCUCAGUGGAAGCUGAAACAUUAUGAUGUUAUUGUAGGUGUUUUGUCAGCUCGACACAAUCAUGAGCUACGCAGUGUUAUAAGGAACACUUGGGUCAAGCACCUGAAGCAACAUCCUGCCCUGAACCAACGUGUCCUUGUGAAGUUUAUAAUAGGUGCGCAUGGUUGUGCUGUGCCAGUGAAGGACAGAGAAGACCCCUACUCCUGCAAACUUCUGAACAUCAGUAACCCAGUUUUGAAUCAGGAAAUUGAAGCAUUCAGUCUCCCUGAGGACAUACCUUCUGUGCUGUCUGAGGACAGAAUCGUCAGUGUGAACUUUCGUGUACUUUACCCCAUUGUCAUUACCAGCCUUGGGGUAUUUUAUGAGGCUGAUGGGGUGGGAUUCCAGAGGAACAUCACUGUAAAGCUGUACCAGGCAGAACAUGAGGAAGCAAUCUUCAGUGCUCGCUUUAGUCCACCAAGCUGUGGAGUGCAGGUGAACAGAUUGUGGUACAAGCCAGUAGAGCAGUUUAUUUUGCCAGAGAGUUUUGAAGGUACUAUUGUAUGGGAGAGCCAGGAUCUUCAGGGCUUGGUUUCAAGAAAUCUUCAUAGAGUGAUGGUGAAUGAUGGAGGAGGUGUUUUCAGAGUCAUUACAGCAGGGGAAGGGUCACUGCCACAUGAACUCUCAGAAGGUGUGGAGGGAAUAGCAGGUGGUUUUAUCUACACUAUUCAAGAAGGUGAUGCUCUUUUAAAAAGCCUCCAUACUCGCCCAGAAAGGUUUACAAGUCACAUUAAAAACCUUGAGAAAGAAGAUGCUUUAUUGAAGGAAGAAAGCAGUACCUAUGAUGACAUUGUUUUUGUGGAUGUGAUUGACACUUACAGAAACGUUCCCUCCAAAUUGCUGAACUUCUACCGAUGGACAGUUGAAUCAACAAGUUUUGACCUGUUGCUGAAGACGGAUGAUGACUGUUACAUUGAUUUGGAAGCUGUUUUUAACAGGAUAAUGCAGAAAAAAUUGGACAGGCCAAAUAUUUGGUGGGGAAAUUUCAGACUAAAUUGGGCAGUUGAUCGAACUGGGAAAUGGCAAGAACUGGAGUAUCCAAGUCCUGCAUACCCAGCCUUUGCUUGUGGGUCUGGCUAUGUCAUCUCCAAAGACAUUGUGCAGUGGCUGGCAAGCAACUCUGAAAGAUUAAAAACGUACCAGGGUGAAGAUGUGAGCAUGGGCAUCUGGAUGGCAGCUGUAGGACCCAAGCGAUAUCAGGAUGGUCUCUGGCUGUGUGAGAAGACAUGUGAGAGUGGCAUGCUGUCUUCCCCCCAGUACUCUCCCCAGGAACUGGGAGAGCUCUGGAGAUUAAAGGAGCUGUGUGGAGAUCCAUGUAGAUGUGAGGAAAGAUGAUGGACUUGCCUUGGAAAACAGAGUAGUGUAUAAUGAUCAUGGAAAAGUGUACAUUUGGAUUCAUUCAUGGAAUAAGAAAUAUUAAGGUAACUUUUAAUGUUGGGUUUCAACUAAAGUAUAACAAUAUUUGCACAUCCCUUUUGAUAAUCACGAGUGGACUGAUACUAUUUGUUUUCUAUAGUAUAGAUGUUGAUCAGACAAAAACCAAAAUGUUCAAUAUUAAAAAAAAAAUAAUUCUUUUUAUAAAAAGUCAAAGACCUACUUGUAAUUAAUAAAUGCACAUAAGAAUGCCAA
Parus major (Great Tit) is the source of this 1725-nucleotide messenger RNA. RefSeq names its product beta-1,3-N-acetylgalactosaminyltransferase 2 (gene B3GALNT2). The annotation marks the transcript as partial. The record is from RefSeq and is a predicted model, not a curated record. Gene Ontology annotation, molecular function: hexosyltransferase activity. Gene Ontology annotation, cellular component: membrane. The transcript is spliced from 11 exons. NCBI's taxonomy places the organism in Eukaryota, Metazoa, Chordata, Aves, Passeriformes, Paridae.